AUGCUAAAACCCUCAGUAGAGAAGCAAGGAGUCAUAGCCAGGAAGCAGAGGUCUGUCAAGAUGCCAGAGACCAGCUACCAGAGAACUCAGUGGCAGGCCAGUGCAGGGCAAGGGGAAUUAGCAGAGGAAGAAGGAGUAAGAGACGAAUUUAGAAAAGUAACAGGAAUAAGUCAUAAGCGUUUCAUAGACCAUUGUGAUCCAGAGUAUCAAGACAUGCCAGGCAUCCUGCUACAUGGUCGUCCAGUGAGGUUUUGCCUAUGUCUUGCAUGUGUCCUGUUCCUUUGGAACACAGCAUCUGGCAUUAAAAGAGAAGUAAAGAAAGAAAAGGGAAUGGCCUUUCUACCUACCACAGGUAAACAGGCAGAAGAGAGGAAAGAAAAGGGGAUGGCAUUUCUUGCUACCACAGAGCUGCCUGCAAGAUCAGUUGAUCUGUCUGCCCUUAACCUGACGGAGCUCGUGAAUGGGAUGCUGAACAGAGCUUUAAAAGAUACCAAGAAGUUCUUCUCCUUGCUGAGCAUCACGUCCUAUAGUUCCUUCGCCUUCCACAAGUUUUCUGUGGCCAUUUACAACAUUUCUAACCUGAAGAAGGUGGACCCAGCCAAAUUCCCCACAAGGCACUGCUACUGUUUGGACAAUCAGACCAAUGACUUGUCAGAUUUUACAGCCCUACUGGUGGAUAUCAUCGGGAAUUCUACUAGCUACCUUACAGAGAUUUUUAAGUCAACCUCCAUCCUCUCAGUGAGUCAGACCGAUGAUUCCGACUGCAUCUUCAUCUGUGUGAUGACAGGAAAGUCAGGAAGGAAUCUUUCUGACUUCUGGGAGAUGGCAGAGAAAUCCCCUGUUAUCAAUUACACAUUUACCAGCAGUGUGUCUGGUGUUCUGGGUGCAGCUACCAGGGGAACAGCUGGAACUCCCGACCCCAAAACUAAAAGCCAGCAAACACUACUGAAUGCGAGCUCCCCACAUUGGGCCCACAGCACAUACCAACCAUCUUUGCUGAAAACAUCUCGCUGGAUAGAGACAACUGCUCCUUCUGAGGGAGAGGAGCCCAAGAGCACAGACAGGCUCCCUGAACUCCCUGAGGUGACCACAGCCACAGGAAGCAAUGCCACUCACAGCACCCCUGCCUCAGCUACCAGGAGAGUGGCUGGAACUCCAUGGAUGACAGCCAGCAGACAGACUCGGGCUUCCACAGUAUCCAUGCCCUGGAUUCAGACCCUCAGUGAGAAAAGUCCUGGAGCGCCUCUCUGGAAGACACGCUCCUCCACCCCGAUGUCUCCUGAAGGUGCUAAGGAGGUCAUGAGUGCAGGGAGCCUUUGGGGAUUUCCUGUUGGAAUAAUGACCAUGACUGGCAGCCCAUCCCAGACCAGCCCAACCCUGGGAACAUUCACCCCUGGCACACAGACUCCAAGUCCAACCAAGGCACCAGCCCCCAAAGAUCCACAGACAGGUGAUCUCCCUGCAGAGUGGUCCUUUACCCCUGGAAGAGAGCCAGCCCUGACCCUAGGACCCUACCAGGUUUCAAGGUGUCCUGAGCUACUCUUCAAAGAGGGGGCCAUGACAGCUGCUCCCCUCCCAAUGGCCAUUCAGAAGCUCAACCCAUGCUUGAUGGAGUUGUGCCGCUUCUUCCAGCAAUGCCUCUGCAUGAGCCAGAGGAGGAAUUCCAGAACCCAGGCCAUGAGGUACUGUCUUGAAUACUAUUCCUGGUUUCUGAAGAAUGCAACAUAUAUCUGCCAGAGGGUGAAAAGGGUGUACCACUCACACACCUUAAAGCAAAAAUGCCUUGAGAAUGUCUGCAAGUCUGUGUGA
This is a messenger RNA of Tupaia belangeri chinensis (Chinese tree shrew), 1809 nucleotides long. RefSeq names its product HHLA1 neighbor of OC90 (gene HHLA1). Bases 1 to 1809 code for a protein of 602 amino acids. NCBI's taxonomy places the organism in Eukaryota, Metazoa, Chordata, Mammalia, Scandentia, Tupaiidae. The record is from RefSeq and is a predicted model, not a curated record. The transcript is spliced from 19 exons.